This is a messenger RNA of Menidia menidia (Atlantic silverside), 879 nucleotides long. NCBI's taxonomy places the organism in Eukaryota, Metazoa, Chordata, Actinopteri, Atheriniformes, Atherinopsidae. The record is from the annotation of a GenBank genome assembly.
AUGGACGGGACAAAGCCGGUCAUGGAAUCCAACGCAGAGGAGACCCAGGACGAGGGACAGGAGAGCAAAGGAUGCUUUGAGUGCUGCAUUAAGUGUCUGGGCGGGGUGCCCUACGCCUCUCUGGUGGCCACCAUCCUCUGCUUCAUAGGUGUGUCUCUGUUCUGUGGCUGUGGCCACGUGGCAUUGACCGGCACCCUGACAAUGCUGGAGGACCACUUUUCCCGGGUCACCAGCGACCACGCUACCUUAACUACUGUGAUCCAGAUCUUUCAGUACAUCAUCUACGGCAUUGCCCCCUUUUUCCUUGUCUACGCCAUCAUCCUGUUGGGUGAGGGCUUUUACACCACUAGCGCUGUCAAGAGGGAGCUCCAGAGCGACUUCAAGAUGACCAUCUGCGGACGCUGCAUCACUGCCUUUUUCAUGUUCCUGACUUACAUCCUGGCUCUGGCCUUCAUCGCCAUCUUCUGCUUCACGGCGAUUCCAGUUUUCCUCUUCUUUAACAUGUGGAAUACCUGUGCUGCCAUGAAGUCCCCUGAUGCCAACAUCACAUCUCCUGAAUCCAUCUGUGUGGAUGUCAGGCAGUAUGGUGUUAUUCCCUACAACGCCACACCCGGAAAAGCUUGUGGAGCCACAUUGGGAGACAUUUGUACCACCAACGAGUUCUACCUGUCCUACCACCUCUACAUUGUGGCACUAGCCGGGGCCGGAGCCACCGUCAUCGCAUUGAUCCACUAUCUGAUGAUUUUGUCUGCCAACUGGGCUUAUCUGAAGAGCGCCGCCUACACACACGACUACCAGGACAUCAAGACCAAGGAUGACCAGGACCUGGAAGCCGAGGCGCGCUCAAAGGAGGGCCAGAACUCCUCCUCCUACUCAUAA